This is a messenger RNA of Hypanus sabinus (Atlantic stingray), 3523 nucleotides long. RefSeq names its product NACHT, LRR and PYD domains-containing protein 3-like. Gene Ontology annotation, cellular component: cytoplasm. Gene Ontology annotation, molecular function: protein binding. The coding region runs from base 89 to 2746 and encodes 885 amino acids. NCBI's taxonomy places the organism in Eukaryota, Metazoa, Chordata, Chondrichthyes, Myliobatiformes, Dasyatidae. The transcript has 9 exons. The record is from RefSeq and is a predicted model, not a curated record.
GGGCAGCACCAGAAGGCGGCGCUGUCCAGCACCGGGAUCAGAGUGUAGACAAGACGACGAUAAUCAACAACCGUCAGUCAGAAUCAGAAUGGCUACAGAGUUUACAAUCUCCGACCUCCUGGCAGAGGGGGGCGAGUAUCGACUGUACCAACUGACAAAGUUCUACAGGGACAGACUCAAACAUGCGAUUGAAGAGAAAGUUGAAAGACUCGGUUGGAUGUUGACAAAGGAGGGACAUUUCAGUAGAGAAGAAAAUGAGAAAGUCACCGAACUGACAGAGAAGGGAAACCGGACAGAGAGUUCCAGACUCUUCCUCAGUUUGGUGAAUGGCAAAGGCUCCCGGGCCCGGAGGGCGAUGUGGGAAUCAUUUGUGUUGUGGAGGACUGAGUUACCGAAGUUGGACAGGAUACUGAGGGAAAUACAGGCGCUCGGUCCUGACCCAGAGGAAUAUAUAAAAAUCGCACAAGGGUUGUCUGAGUUACCCACUGAACUGACAGAUGUUCAACAGAAACACAAGGAGACUCUGCGGGCACAAACUGAAACACUGAGAGUGAACACGAUCCUGAUGAGGGAGAAGGUGAAGGUUUUCCAGCUGGUUGAUCGAUACGCUGAGCUCACGGUCAUUUCUACUGUUCGAGACAGGACACUGGUGGAACACGAGCUGCUGGCAAGAGGCACAGACCACGAGGAGUGGAGACAGAAACAUCUCCGCAGUGAGCUGGAAAAAAUCCGGACUGAUCAGUUCUUCCAGAGCAGCUUUUCCCGGAGUAAAUCCAAAUCUGGGAGUUCGGCAGCAGUGGCCGGAGUCCCAGGGAUCGGGAAAACAACAAUGGUACAAAAGAUUGUUUAUGACUGGGCCACGGGAAAAAUUUACCAACAGUUCCAGUUCGUCUUCAGUUUCAAGUUCCGAGAUUUAAACACGAUCAAUUGUACAAUAAAUCUCUCGAACCUGGUGCUGUGUUUCUAUCCUUACCUCAGGAAUGUCCUGAAAUCACUGUGGAAGAACCCAGAGGGAAUGUUGUUUAUAUUUGAUGGCUUGGAUGAAUUCAACGACACAAUUGAUUUUGCUGAUAGCCGUAGAAACACAGACCCUCAGGGCUCAUGCACAAAUCCCGAAUUCUGGUGCAAGGUGUCUGACAUUGUGUACAGUUUAAUCCAGGGCAAGCUGCUCCCAGGGUGUUCAGUGCUGGUGACCACCCGCCCCUCUGUGUUACAUUUAUUGAAAAAGGCAGAGAUCGGUGUCUGGGCUGAAAUCCUGGGAUUUGUUGGUGAGGAACGGAAGGAAUAUUUUAUCAGGCAUUUUGAAGAUCACAUGGUGGCAGCAACUGUUUUCAAACACUUGCAGGACAACGAGAUCCUGUACACCAUGAGCUACAACCCCUCCUACUGCUGGAUCCUAGCUCUGGCACUGGGCCCCUUCUUCACACAAAGAGUCAGAGACCCGCAGAGAGUUCCCAAGACCAUCACCCAACUGUACUCCUACUAUAUUUACAAUAUCCUGAAAAACCACGGCCGUGAGAUUGAGAGACCCCGUGAUGUGUUUCUCAGGGUGGGUCAGAUGGCCUACAGAGGAGUGUCAGAGAAGAAGAUUGUGUUUGCAGACGGAGAUUUGAUCAAGUUCAAUCUGCAGCCUUCCCAGUUCCUGUCCGGGUUCCUGAUGGAGCUUUUGGAGAGAGAGGAUUCUACCCACAGCGUGGUGUACACAUUCCCACACCUCACCAUCCAAGAGUUUGUAGCUGCAGUCGCACAGUUCCUGACUGUACAUCCCGAGGAUAUCCUGAAAUUCCUCACUGAAGCCCACAAGACAGAAGAUGGGCGAUUUCAGGUAUUUCUCCGUUUUGUUGCUGGUCUCUCCAACCCAAUGACAGCUCGGGGCCUGGAGGAGUUUCUGGGUCCAUUUCCUCAUCAAACAACCUGCCGGGUGAUUGACUGGGUGAAGGAAGAGGCUAAACGCCAGAGUGGAAACACGGGUGACAUUGGUAGAAGGAGACUCCUGAACACAUUGCACUACCUGUUUGAGUCUCAGAAUCGUGGACUGGCUCAGGCCGCACUGGGGUCGAUGAAAACACUUUCAUUCAGUGGAAUGACACUGACUCCGGUUGACUGCGCGGUCCUGUCUCAAGCCAUCGGACUCUGUGAUACAAUAGAAGAUCUCAACAUGGAGAGCUGCCGCAUCCAGUGUGAAGGAAUACAGCGGCUGGGGCCCUGGCUGCACAAGUGCGAGGAGUUGAGACUUGGGAAGAAUUACCUGGGAGAUUCAGGUGUGAAACUGGUGUCUGCGGCUCUGGUGAACUCGGAGUGUAAAAUACAGAAACUGCGGCUGGACAAUGUCGGGCUCACAGAUUCUGGGGCCGAGGAUCUCGCCUCCGCUCUCAGUACAAAAUCAUCACUGACGGAGCUGGACCUGAGUGAGAAUAAACUGGGAGAUUCAGGAGUGAAACUGGUGUCUGCAGCUCUGAGGAACCCAGAGUGUAAAAUACAGAAACUGUCGCUGAACAAUGUCGGUCUCACAGAUUCUGGUGCCGAGUAUCUCGUCUCCGCUCUCAGUACGAACCCAUCACUGACGGAGCUGGACCUGAGAUCAAACUUUCUGACAGACGGAUCUGUCCCCGGUCUCCGCCGCCUCAUACUGACCCUCCCGAGUCUGGAGCUGAUCCGGCUGGGGUCGAAUCGGUUCAGUGAGACCGGGAGGAAGGAACUGAGAUCUCUGCAGGAACCCAAACCCGGACUGGGAGUGAACUUCUGAAUGUGUGAACAUCCCCGCCCGCGGGAUGAAACCGAUACCCCGUCCUCCCCUUUAAAACCACCUCAACUUUAAUUCCGCCUCCCCUUUUAACUCCCAACUCCCCUUUAAUUCCCCCAUCCUCUUUUACUCCCCUCUCUCCUUUAACUCCCCCUCCUUUAACUCCCCCUCCCCUGUAGCUCCCCAACACCUUUAAAUCCCGCCCUUACCUUUAAUGGCCGCGUGCCGGGGCUGAUUCCCAACGGUAUUAACGGAACCGGAUCCGGACUCCAGCUCGGUGAGGUCGGAAGCGCUCCGGCAGAUACGCAUUUCUGCACGUUGUCCAGCGUCGCAACUUCCGCCGGAUGUGCGGGUUCGAGACUAUCCCGCGUGACACCCCGGGGAAUUACCCGGACAAGAGGAGGCCGUGGGGGUCGGGGCUCAGUCUGGGACACCGGUGUCCCGGGAGAGAGUCCUUUUGCUCACUUUGCUGAGGACGGUGCAAUCGGCUGUCUGGCCGAUAUCAUGAUGUUAAAUUGACAAAUACCUCGGCAAUGGCCUUGAAUCCGCAGCGAUCCCGGAAACGGCCCAGGAGUGUGAUUGGAUGCAGAGUGACGGUGAGGAUUGGGACUGAUUAAUCUACCGGUCACCCGUUGUCGCCGGUCAGUUAAUUCUGUGUGACUGUGAGAGUGUCGGGAACUGUGAGGCGACCAACGUUCUGCGCAGGCGCAACGGGUUUCAAAUAGCUAGCGCGCCGGAGCACCUCUGACGUAAUUUCCAGGGCGGGCGCUCGGGAUUAAA